GGAAGGGGGACAUGUGAGAAGAUGACAAUAGACAAAUGCGCCCGGAAAUAUAGGGGGUUGUGCAUAAAAAGCUUUGUUUAUUCACUUCUACUUUUGUUGUUUUUUCUUUUUUUUUUCUCUAAAUUUUAUCCAAUAACUCACUCACUCACUCACUCACUCUCCAUUACUCAUUUCAUUACUCACACACCACUCAAUACUCCCUCAUUAAUCUUUCUUUCUCUCUCUCUCUUACUUACUCUGUCUUUCUGCCACACAUCACAGGCUUACAACAGCUGCUGCUCCCUCUCUUUUCUCUCUCUCUCUCUCUCUCUCUCUCUCUCUUCCAUCACUUGCUGCACUCUCUCCCUGCAAACCAAAACAAAACAAAACAAAGCAAAGCACCCUCUUUUCUUUAUUUGCAGAUCAAUACUCCUAUUCCUAUUACCCUAUACUCCUACUUCUUAUAAUGAGAAAAAGAAAACUAUUUACUACUAUUUCACCUCCUUCCAAACACAUACACCAAAUCUUCUCCACUUUCCCUUCUUUUUUCCUUUAAUUUCUUCAUUACCCUUCUAUUUUUCAAAUACCCAAUAAAUUUUAAUAAAACAAAUUAUACCCAUGACCCAUCUUUGGAUUUGACACCUUAAAUCUGAAAAACCCCCCCUUCAUUUUAGAGAGAUAAAAUUAAAUACUCUCAGAGAUUGGGAUUCAGAUUGAGAUUCAGGGAGAGACUAGUGAGUGAGUUCUCCUUUUAGCAAUGCAGUGCCUUUGCAGGUUAAGUACCUGUCUUACCUAAGUUAAGUCUCCUUGUAGCAAUUUUCAUAUUCGCCUAUUUUACCCUUCUUCUAUCUACCUUUCUCUCUCUAAUAACCCACUCCUUAAAGUUUCAAUCUUUAUUUCUCAUUGAAUCUCAUUGAAAAUCUAAUCUAAUCUAAGCAUAAUUUUGGUAUGAUGGGUGUUUUAAUUGAUUUAAACACUGUCAAUGAAGAUGAAGAUACUACUAACUAUUACCAAAAUAGUAACAAUAGUACCCAAAAUCUCCAAGAUUCAAACUUUAGUCUUUCUUCUCCGAAUUCAUCUUCACCAUCUUCAUCUGUUUGUAUGGAGUUAUGGCAUGCUUGUGCUGGUCCUUUGAUUUCUUUACCCAAAAAGGGUAGCUUGGUAGUUUACUUACCUCAAGGUCAUCUUGAAGAACAUCAUCAACAUCAACAACAGCAUAAUAUGCCUGAAUUUGAUUUUUCAUGUGGGGUUAAUAGUAGUAGUAAUAAUAAUAAGAAGAAUAAUGCUUUUGAUUCCCACCAAAACAAUAUUCCUCCUCACGUGUUCUGUCGUGUUCUUGAUGUUAAACUCCAUGCUGAAGUGGCAACUGAUGAGGUUUAUGCUCAAGUUUCUCUAAUCCCAGAAAGCCAGAUUGAGGAGAAACCGAGAGAGAGUGAGACAGAUGUUGAGGGAGAUGAAGAGGAUUUUGAUGAUGUGGUCAAGUCUACUACACCACACAUGUUCUGCAAGACUCUUACCGCCUCCGAUACCAGCACUCAUGGAGGUUUCUCGGUCCCUCGUCGUGCUGCCGAGGACUGCUUCCCUCCCUUGGAUUAUAAGCAGCAAAGGCCAUCUCAGGAGCUUGUUGCAAAGGAUCUGCAUGGAGUGAAGUGGACUUUCAGACAUAUUUACAGAGGCCAGCCGAGGAGGCAUUUGCUUACAACUGGUUGGAGUGCUUUUGUGAACAAGAAGAAGCUGGUUUCUGGAGAUGCUGUACUCUUCCUUAGAGGUGCUGAUGGGGAGUUGAGAUUAGGAAUCCGAAGAGCAGUUCAACUGAAAGGGCCUGCAUUGUUUUCUGCUCUUUCUGGUAGACCGUUGUGCAAUCAGAGUGUGUCUGCUGCAAUCGACGCCAUAUCUUCUGGACGUGUUUUCAGUGUCUGUUACAACCCAAGGGCAAGCUCAUCUGAGUUUGUUGUGCCAUUCCGGAGGUUCAUGAAGAGUCUAGACACUUCUUUCAGCGUGGGAAUGAGGUUCAAAAUGCGUUUUGAGGCAGAAGAUGCUGGUGAAAGAAGGUACACUGGAGUAGUGACUGGAAUGGCCGAGUUGGAUCCCAUGAGAUGGCCUGGAUCUAAAUGGCGUUGCCUAAUGGUAAGGUGGGAUGAUGUUGAAGUGAAUCGCCAUGGUAGAGUUUCUCCAUGGGAAAUCGAGGCAACUGGUUCAUUCCCGAGUCCCAGCAGCAUGAUGUCCACUGGCCUAAAAAGGAGCAGAAUUGGCAUGCCGUUGUCUAAACCAGAAUUUUCAAUUCCUAGUGGAGUUGGUAUAGCGGACUUUGGGGAAUCCUUAGGAUACCGGAAGGUCUUGCAAGGUCAAGAAAAAUUGGGUUCUCGUUCAGCCUGUAAUGGUAAUGAUAACCCUCAUCCCCCCCUGUCUGAACCUGGAAGAUGCUAUCCUAGCUCCAUUCCGCAAGGUGAUUUUGGCAGGACUGCCAAAGGCGUAGGCUUCAGGGAAUCAUUCCGAUUCCAAAAGGUCUUGCAAGGUCAAGAAAUACAUCAUUCAAGUCCGGCUCACAUGGAUGGGUUAACAACAUCAAGCAACCGCAGGCAUGAAGGUGGUAGUCCCUUUGAGAUUUUCGAAGGUGUCCGAGUGCCUAACUGUGGAAACGGAUGGCUGAAGGCACAAGUCUCUUCACCAUCCUCGGUCCUAAUGUUCCCACAUGGCAGCAUUCAGCCAGCUCGGAGCUUCAGAACUCCCGUGUGUCAACCCAGGAUGAUGAGUACAGAACAUGUAAAGUGUUCGAGUGUUCCUGCAUACAAUCCUCUCUUGAAAGGUGGUAACGACUUAAUUCCCGCUGCUAAAACCAGUUGUAGGCUAUUCGGGUUUUCUCUUACUGAAGGGGAACACAGCAUAGAUAAAGACAGAAAACAUAGCUCGUUUCCAGCACCCGAGACCUCAUAUUGGCCUCUUGUUGAAGGGCAGCCAUGCUACAAGUCUCCAUCUGUGACCAAAGUUGCCAGCAACUGCCCCGCAUCAAACAAUCUAUAUUCUGUAAGAGAUAUGCUUCUUGAUAUCACUCUUUAAUAGUAAGAAGUAAGAACAUGUUACCUUCAACUUUGGGGCUACGAACAAAACAAUGGUUCGAUUAGCCAAGUGACAGUUUUAGUAGGAAAUCCGCAGAAUGCUUUUGUGUAACAACGGAAAAAAGAUUGUAUUAGGAUGAUUUGCUUUAUGUUUAAGUUGUACUAUUCAAGAAAAUGAUUUGUAAUUGUUUAACUUGCGUCGUAGUGUAGACCGACCAAAUCUAAUUAUGCAUGUAUGAAUAUUUUUUCCUAGAA
Amaranthus tricolor (Joseph's coat) is the source of this 3290-nucleotide messenger RNA. RefSeq names its product auxin response factor 3. Gene Ontology annotation, biological process: regulation of DNA-templated transcription; response to hormone. Gene Ontology annotation, cellular component: nucleus. NCBI's taxonomy places the organism in Eukaryota, Viridiplantae, Streptophyta, Magnoliopsida, Caryophyllales, Amaranthaceae. The coding region runs from base 928 to 3036 and encodes 702 amino acids. Gene Ontology annotation, molecular function: DNA binding. The record is from RefSeq and is a predicted model, not a curated record. The transcript has 10 exons.